This is a messenger RNA of Colletotrichum costaricense, 720 nucleotides long. Its product is annotated as emp24/gp25L/p24 family/GOLD. Gene Ontology annotation, biological process: intracellular protein transport; Golgi organization; endoplasmic reticulum to Golgi vesicle-mediated transport. Bases 1 to 720 code for a protein of 239 amino acids. The transcript is spliced from 5 exons. The record is from RefSeq and is a predicted model, not a curated record. Gene Ontology annotation, cellular component: endoplasmic reticulum-Golgi intermediate compartment; Golgi apparatus; endoplasmic reticulum. Lineage: Eukaryota; Fungi; Ascomycota; Sordariomycetes; Glomerellales; Glomerellaceae.
AUGCCCCUGGACUGGAGGUGCAAAGGUGCCACCUUGCUCUCCCGCAGCGCUGCCGCUGGCCCGACUCUCCCCACGCAACAACACAUCAUGAGGGUGUCCGCCAUUGCCUGCGGGCUUUUCGCCUGCUUCGUUUCCCAGGUCGCUGCCACGGCAUUGACCUACAAGCUCCACGCCAACGAGAAGGCCUGCUUCUACGCCAAGACCCAGAAGGAUAACGAGAAGAUUGCCUUUUACUUUGCCGUCCAAUCUGGUGGUUCUUUCGAUGUCGACUACACCGUCACCGGCCCGGGCAACAAGAUGAUCCUCGAUGGAGCCAAGGAGCGCCAGGGCGACUUUGUCUUCACGGCCCAGCAGAUGGGCGACUACGAGUUCUGCUUCAACAACGAGAUGAGUACCUUUGCCGAGAAGUUUGUCGACUUUGAGAUUGCCGUCGAGAACGAGGUUCGCGCUCAGCUUCCCGCCAAGCAGGGUGCCUCUCCCGAACAGCACUCCACCCUCGAGGAGACCAUCUUCAAGCUCUCCGGCCAGCUCUCGACCAUCUCGAGAGGCCAGAAGUACUUCCGCACCAGAGAGAACCGCAACUUCAGCACUGUCCGCAGCACCGAAGGCCGCAUCAUCAACUUCAGCAUGAUCCAGUGCGCCCUCAUCGUGCUUAUGGGAGCUCUGCAGGUGUUUAUCGUUCGCUUCUUCUUCCAGGGCGCGCGCAAGGGCUACGUAUGA